UGUUUCUCCAUUUCUUCCUCCUGCCUUCUCUCUUCCGUUGUGCGCGCAACUCACCAAGCCUCCCAACCACAACUACUGUAAAACGACCACUACACUCCUCUGAACCACUACCAACCUAUCCCUCUCACUCUUCUUAGUCAAGCUCUCGCCAAUUUUGUCGUUGUUUUCGUGUAACCAAUAGUUAAGGUUUCAGACAUAUUUUCCAGCGGCCCAAUUCCUGCCGAUCGCCGGCGAAUCGGGCCUCUCCGUUACCUGGAAACAACUUCUCUCACUCCCAGGAGAUACAUUAAGAUUGUUUCUUUGCUGCUGGAGAAUGGAGCUGAUGCCAAUUCUUGGAAUUACUGCGGGCAGACAGCAUUGAUGCAAGCAUGCCGAUAUGGACAUUGGGAAGUUGUGCAGACCCUCUUGCUCUUCAGAUGCAAUGUUAUUUUUUAUUCUCAUUGGUUUUGUGUUUGAUAAGUCAGUGAGCACAAUGAAAGAUUCAAGCAUGUUACCAGUGGUUUUUAAGUGCAUUAAUGUUGUAUGUAAAAAGUAGGGCAUAUAUUGACUGGGGUUAAGUUCAUAGAUCAGAUUUCUCUCUGAUCUAUGAAUUUUUCAUUCGAAUAGGCAGGCCUUUGCAGAGGAAAUGCUCAUGUCUGUCUUUUAAGGAUUUCUUCCAAAUAUUUAGAUAUGUGGUCUGCACUUUGAGUCCUACUAUACAUCAAUGCAUUUUAAGUUGCUUAGAUAUUCCACUUGCUACAUAUUUAUGGAUUCUUGACCGCAUAUUCAGCCGUUAAAUUCAGUAAUAUAUGUUGUACAUGAAUUUCUACAUAGGUUAGAUAAAAGGAAGACCCGAAAACUAGAAAAUGAGGGAUCUCUUUCAUUUUCAUGUAUCGCCCAUUGGCAUAUGUAUAAUUGAUUUGUAGCUUUCAGGUCCUGCAUAUGGUAGUAAGCAUUAAGCAGUCGAAAGAAAGAGCUGUAAAUAUUCUAUGCAUAUUGUAUAUUUUCCAUGCAACUGCUUAUGCCUAUUCAGGUUGGUUCUCUUCCUCUCUAAGGCUGAAUCAUAUGGCCUUGCUGCAAUGAACUAUUGACCAUAUGCUUUAACUUUUUCAUCACAAUUUGUGGCAGUUGUUAGGGUUUCUACGGAGGUAAAAAAAGAUGUGGAAUUAAUGUUGGUUGUAGAUAUUUCGUUUGAAGUGACCCCCACCAAAUUUCGUUUGAAAUUAAUUUGGGAGAAAAACUAAUGAAAAGUGCUUGAAAACUUUGACUUUUAAUGAUAAGGACAAAAUAAAGGGUAAAAUGAACAGUAUCAUGUUUGACUUUUUAGUGUAAAAAUGUGGUUUUUUGUUAGAGUAAAGAAUACCGCGUGCUUUUCGUUAAAAUUCCCUAUUUUUUAAAGGAACAAAUGUUUGUUAGUGGCUGUCUAUAGAUCAUGGAUUUUUCCUUAUUUAUUUAUUUAUAAUAUUUAAACUUCCUAAGAUUUGGAUUUAUGUUUGGUAGUUUUCUAAUUCAUGUUUGUAUUUCGAUUUUUGAAUUGCAAUUUGCAGGUGUGUGAAUCGUAAGUUUAGCAUUUCAAGGCAUAUAGGAUACGAACUUAUGUUGAUAACUAGUUAGGUGGGAUUAGAGGAGACAAUUGGUGAAGGAAAUUGGGAUUGAAUUUGGUUUGCAGCGAAUCAAGUGGUUCUUAGUGAAACCCUUUUCCUGGUUUGCUUAUAUUUUUCAUUGAAAAGGUUUUUACUAUUUUUUUUGUAUGAGUUCAAUUGUUUAGAUUUACCCAAAUCAUAUAUUGCAAGGCAGCUUCCGUAUGGUUUAUAUUAAGCUGACUAUUUGAACUAUCUACUAAAUCUUUUGCAUGUAAAUAGUAUUUAAAUACAAAUCAAUUAUUAUUUUUUGUAUGAAAAUAGUACUUUGUACAAAAAAAACAUUAUACAGUUUUUAAUCCUGCGGCAUCGCGUGAGUAUCAUUUGCUAGUAAUUAAACUUAAAUGAUUUCCAAAACAAUUAAGUUUUUCUAAAUACUUUAAAGGAUGAUAAACAGCGUGAAUGAUUCCGAUCAUCUUUAACUUUAUACUGAACUUGAUUCCAGUGUUAAAGGUAGAAUCUGUAUAAAACGAAAAAAAAAAACUAUAAUAGAAAUUGAAGGAAAGAACAGAGAAACACAGGUACUGCGAAGAAAACUAAAUUCGUAUGCAAAAUUUUAUAAACUAAUGACAUAGAAGUUAAUAAUUAAAUUCGUACUUAUUUAUUAUUAAUGAUACAUCAUUUAAUUUGUGAAUUCUAAAAAACAAGUAAUUGUGAAGAGAAGAUGGUGAUCGUUACACGAGAUGGUACAUCACGUGUCGUUAUAUAAAUAGUAUGAUAUAUGUGUUAAAAAGUUAAUAACUUAAAAAAAUAAAAAAUUUUACAAUUUUUAUAAAAACACGUGAUAUAUCAUAUGUGUUUGUCACAUCUAAAAAUCUAUCGGUGAUGAGGAUUGCUUAUGAACGCUAGUGGAAUAUAAAGGCAGAUGUCCGAGGCCAUCUUACGUGGGACCCAGCAUCCUUUGCUCCCUACUCUCCAUCACUACAGCUCAUAUAAUUUCUCUUUUCUUUCUAUCACCACCUUUUAUACUUUCUUUUUUAUAAUUGGCAUCGUCUUCGGAUUUCUAUGUUCGGAAUCGGCGAACAUAGAAUCCGAAUCAUUUAUUUAAAAAUUUUACGAUCUUUAUUAAUCGAUUCAACUCAUUCACUUUACAUAAUUAAAAGUUCAUAUUUCUUUCUUUCCUUUAAACGAAUCAGAUUUUAGAUCCGUGAACUAAGAAAUCCAGAAAGGAUCUCCAUUUUUUUUUCUUUUGCCACGCUGGCACUUUCUUCACCAUUCUUCCCACUAGUACCACCCACUAUACUCUCUUUCUCUUUCUACCAUCAUGCAUUUGGUUGCCCUAUCUUUGUCGAGAGGUCUAUAUUUUAAUAUCAUUCCCACUCCUCUCUUUCCUCCCCAUUUUUCCUUUGCGAAUUACAAAAUCGAACGCUAUUUUUUCUUCUUGUUUCCUUUCUAUGUGCUACUACUACUGCUGUCCUCUCCUCCUCCUCCUCCUCCUCAUGCUUCUAUUCAUUUCUCUAUUGAAUCUAUAUAAAAAUAAUAAGUUUAGUAAUAUUAUAAUUGUUUUAAAUCCAAUUAUGAUGAUUAGCUUUUGUAAAAAGAUCACUCCUCACUCUAUCCUUGGCCUCACCACAAAAACUACUACCACCGCCACAACAACAACCUCCAUUGAUGGUCAUGAAAAGCUCCCAUUAAAAUGUCACCAUUACAUUUCUCCUUUAAGUUCUACAAGAUCAGGAGGAGGAGGUUUACUAGGUUUGGUUGCUGCAACCGAAAACGAUCACAAAAAAAGCCAACCCCUUGUUUUGGAAUCUUCAUCCAUCAAAUCCUCCUCGUCCGCAGCCUCCUCCUCGUCAUCACCAUCAGAUUCAUCAACACCAGCUUUGUCGCCGGUGGUGUUUGAAUUUGGAAAAAAGAAAGAUCCAGGUGGGUUUGGGUUCAUAGACGACAUAGGAGGCGGCGUGGACGGCUUGACGUCGUGCACGGAGAGUCUAGGGUUUGAAAGUUCAAACGAGAGGCUGGUGGACGAUCAUCAGAUCAUUGAAAGAAUUAGCCAUGUUCAUGAGAAGGCUAAUGAGAAUGAUCAAGAUGGUGUCGAGGAGGAUGCAUGUUUGAGGAUGAUGAGGCACUCGAUGAAGAGAGAGCCGAAAUGGACGAAGAUGGGGAAGAGGAGAGUGGAGCCCAAGAAGUUUCCUCCACCGCUUUCAUCGUUGAAUCAAAAUGGACACCCUAGGUAUUAUCUGAGGCCUGAGAGGAAAGAUGGGAGGUUGGAGCUUACGGAGGUAAGGAUUUAUAGGCCUGAGAUUUUUAGAGCUUAUCGUGAAGAUGGACGGUUGAGAUUGCUUCUUGUUAGCCACGAACCUCACAUUCAAGAAGAUGAAGAACCAAUAUUAGAAGGCAUAGAAGAAGUACAAGGAGAAGAAAAAGCAUUUCUUGAUGAUGAGGAGGAAAUUAUUGAGGAGGAGGAGAAGGAGGAGGAGAAAGAGGAAGACAGUGGUGGAGAGUGGCUGAAGGGAGGAGCAGAAGGGUUUCGGCGGUGUCAAAAUCUGGUGAACCACCACCAUGUCCAUCACCACCACCACCACGACGGCAACUUGCCUGUGUGGAGCCAGCAGCAGCAUUGCGUGACAACCAGGUGAUGAUAGCAUGAUCUCAUCACUUGGCUAGCAGAUCAGGAGAACAUGGCAUGAUGUUCAAGUGGCAGCGUUGAGACGGAGACAAGUGUACGUGUAGUUAAUUAGGGCAUUUUCUCGAAAUUAGGGUUAAAAGGGCCAACUUAAUUAAUUAAUGGUAGAGAGGGUACAUUUUGGCUUAGCCAAAACUGAUUAAAGCAGAUUGCUCUUUCUCUGUAUUAAGUUCGAAUUUACUCAUUGUAAAGUUUAGAUGAAUUUAUCAUAGAUUUCUUAUUGUUUGUCAAAAAAAAAAAAAAAAACUAAUUGUAGUGAGGGAAUUAGCAAUUAGGAAGCUAGGUGUCAUGUAUGCCUCCCGGUCGAGUGUAAAUCAUCUUAUGUACGUGCUGAUUAAGUUGGUUAAUUAGCAUUAGUACUGUUGUGAGUGUCAGCGAAAUAUAAAUUGCAUGGUUGACGUGUC
Molecule: messenger RNA, 4649 nt
Organism: Malus domestica (apple)
Lineage: Eukaryota; Viridiplantae; Streptophyta; Magnoliopsida; Rosales; Rosaceae
Source: RefSeq, a predicted model, not a curated record